Chara braunii is the source of this 797-nucleotide messenger RNA. The record is from the annotation of a GenBank genome assembly. Lineage: Eukaryota; Viridiplantae; Streptophyta; Charophyceae; Charales; Characeae.
UCGUUCAAUGCAUCAGUUGCUGCGAACGCGUCGUAUAGUGGUCAGUAUGCAGGAACGAGGUAUCUCAAACAAUAAGGCUAAGGAGAAAGCAGCCAAGGAAGAAGCUGAGAAGAAGAAGCGCGAACAAGAAGAUGAGGAACGACGAGAACGAGAACGACGGGAUAGGGAGUCCUUUCAUGGCACUAUUACCAAGGAACUGUCCACUAAACUGAACGUCGUAGUCGGUGCAAUUGAGAAGAAAGGUGAUGAGAGCGAAGUGGCUCGCCUGAAAGCGGAGAUCGAACGAUUGAAGUGUGCGCAGUCAGUUGCCGGUCCUUCUUCCUAUGUUACGAAGCCGCUUACCGAAGGUGAGCUAUUCGAGAAGUUUCGUCGUGAACAGGCGGAAUUGAAAAUGGAGUCGGAUCAGCGUUUUACGAUCCUCGAAGAAGAGAUUGCCAAGGUCAAUCAGAUGCGAGAUGAAGUUGUGGCCGACGCCGAAGCCUGGAAGAACGAGGCCCUCCGGCCAGGGAACAAGCGUGGGAACCUGGUUAUUGGAACCCCUGUCACAGCACAGACUCGGCCACGUAUGGCAUCCACACCGGCUACUGCUACCGCUAAGCGGGGGGUCGAUGAUAAUCUGAAAGGUGUGGUAGAACGGCAUAUUCACGAGGUCGAUUUACUCAAGGAAAUGAGGGUACGUGAGGUCAAUGAGCGAAGGGAGGUUCAACAAGAGUUGGAGAGAGUCAAAGACAAGUAGAGGAGAGAUGAAGAGGAAGUGGUCAGGCUGCGUGAAGAAAUGAUAAAGCUGUCAGUAAACA